This is a messenger RNA of Macadamia integrifolia, 400 nucleotides long. Its product is annotated as zinc finger protein CONSTANS-LIKE 9-like. Gene Ontology annotation, molecular function: protein binding. Bases 6 to 233 code for a protein of 75 amino acids. Lineage: Eukaryota; Viridiplantae; Streptophyta; Magnoliopsida; Proteales; Proteaceae. Gene Ontology annotation, biological process: regulation of flower development. The record is from RefSeq and is a predicted model, not a curated record. The transcript is spliced from 2 exons. Gene Ontology annotation, cellular component: nucleus.
CAAAAAUGUUUCCGUGGUUUCCUCCCUGUCCAGAUAAUUCCUAUCCAUCAGCUAGCAGGGACAGUGCUGUCAUGCGUUACAAGGCCAAGAGGAAUAAUAGGAGGUUUGAGAAGAAAAUCAGGUACGCCUCUCGCAAGGCCAGUGCUGAUGUAAGAAAGUGUGUGAAGGGCCGGUUUGUUAAGGCAGGCGAUGCUUAUGACUAUGACCCAUUGUGCCAAACCAGAAGCUACUGAGAGUAAAGUUUUAAACUAUACUUACAAGGAAAGAAAAAAGGCUGGUUUAAGAUCGACUUUGGAAAAUUCCAAAUUGAACCCUUGUUUCACGGCAGUGCAGGGUUUGUCAUCUGUAAAGUCAUUUUAAAAAAUGGGAAAAAAGCAUCAAGGGGGAAAGGAAUGGCUGA